This is a messenger RNA of Nomascus leucogenys (northern white-cheeked gibbon), 2243 nucleotides long. It is a transcript of the gene SIAH1, whose product is annotated as siah E3 ubiquitin protein ligase 1. The record is from RefSeq and is a predicted model, not a curated record. Gene Ontology annotation, cellular component: cytoplasm. Gene Ontology annotation, biological process: proteasome-mediated ubiquitin-dependent protein catabolic process; multicellular organism development. Gene Ontology annotation, molecular function: zinc ion binding; ubiquitin conjugating enzyme binding; ubiquitin protein ligase activity. NCBI's taxonomy places the organism in Eukaryota, Metazoa, Chordata, Mammalia, Primates, Hylobatidae.
UUUUUGGAGAUGCAGCCGAAUUUGAGCUCACAGGGAGGUGUGGUUGCCUCCUGGGGAUGGAAAGGCUUCCUUUCUCCACCUCUGUAACUGGUGCUUCUGAGAAGUAAAUGGUAUUUGGAUCCUGACCUCAGACGCGAAUUUGAGUCUUCUGUGCUUAGGAGCAGAAAGAGCCCAGGAGGGGCCUGUUCCUUUACUUCUUGGGGGAAACGCAAUGCGUGGCCUGACUUCUCAUGACGGGAAGGGCUACUCCACCUUCUCUGUACUCCUGGAGGGGAGUCUUGUUCACAUGUUUACCAGCGGUCAGGACAAGGAAGAGAAAAGAAAUGAGCCGUCAGACUGCUACAGCAUUACCUACCGGUACCUCGAAGUGUCCACCAUCCCAGAGGGUGCCUGCCCUGACUGGCACAACUGCAUCCAACAAUGACUUGGCGAGUCUUUUUGAGUGUCCAGUCUGCUUUGACUAUGUGUUACCACCCAUUCUUCAGUGUCAGAGUGGCCAUCUUGUUUGUAGCAACUGUCGCCCAAAGCUCACAUGUUGUCCAACUUGCCGGGGCCCUUUGGGAUCCAUUCGCAACUUGGCUAUGGAGAAAGUGGCUAAUUCAGUACUUUUCCCCUGUAAAUAUGCCUCUUCUGGAUGUGAAAUAACUCUGCCACACACAGAAAAAGCAGACCACGAAGAGCUCUGUGAGUUUAGGCCUUAUUCCUGUCCGUGCCCUGGUGCUUCCUGUAAAUGGCAAGGCUCUCUGGAUGCUGUAAUGCCCCAUCUGAUGCAUCAGCAUAAGUCCAUUACAACCCUACAGGGAGAGGAUAUAGUUUUCCUUGCUACAGACAUUAAUCUUCCUGGUGCUGUUGACUGGGUGAUGAUGCAGUCCUGUUUUGGCUUUCACUUCAUGUUAGUCUUAGAGAAACAGGAAAAAUACGAUGGUCACCAGCAGUUCUUCGCAAUCGUACAGCUGAUAGGAACACGCAAGCAAGCUGAAAAUUUUGCUUACCGACUUGAGCUAAAUGGUCAUAGGCGACGAUUGACUUGGGAAGCGACUCCUCGAUCUAUUCAUGAAGGAAUUGCAACAGCCAUUAUGAAUAGCGACUGUCUAGUCUUUGACACCAGCAUUGCACAGCUUUUUGCAGAAAAUGGCAAUUUAGGCAUCAAUGUAACUAUUUCCAUGUGUUGAAAUGGCAAUCAAACAUUUUCUGGCCAGUGUUUAAAAUUUCAAUUUCACAGAAAAUAAGGCACCCAUCAGCCUGCCAACCUAAAACUCUUUCGGUGGGUGGAAGCUAGACACAUGAAGGUAAAUAAAAAGAAAGGCUGUUAAAUACAGGAAACAGUUGCAUGUAGUAACACUAAUAUAUUUAAAAAAUAAGUCAACAGUAAACCACUGAAAAAAUAUAUGUAUAUACACCCAAGAUGGGCAUCUUUUGUAUUAAGAAAGGAAGCAUUGUAAAAUAAUUCUGAGUUUUGUGUUUGUUGUAGAUUGAUUGUAUUGUUGAAAAAUAGUUUUUUUUUGUUUUUGCGUGGGACUGUGUGCGUGCGUGGGUGUGUGCGUGUUUGGGUUUCUUUCCUUUAACUGACAAGCCAUCUUGAGUGGUCAUGGGCCACUGCUUUUCCCCUUUGUGAGUCAAUACAUAGUGCUGCUGUGUGCUUUUUUUGUGUGUGUAUUUGCUAAUUUUUAUUAAUUUUAGUUUUUCAUUAAAUAAAUUUGACUUUCUUUUCUGUAAUUCAGGUUUUUCCUUUUUUUUGUACCAUUUUAAAGUUAGUGUCUUUUGAUAUGCGUAUUUGUUUAUGGUAAAAAAUUUAUAAUGUCUUCAAUAUUUUCUUUUCCCCCAUUAAUCAGUUCAUUAGAAAUAUUUUAAAAUCAGCUAUUUCGUGAAGCCAUGAGUUCCAGAAAGUAAAGGUGAUAUCGGAAAAAUGAUCAAAAGCUAUUUAAAGCAUCUGUAAGAUGCUCUCGCUCUUUCUGUCUUCUACAGAUGAGUCACACCUUUGAGCUUAAUCUUUGAAAGGUUAGAGAAUAAAUUGAUUUUUAUAAAUACUGCAAAUCAGGCUUUUGUUUCCUUUUUCAAAUAACUUGGACAAAUCACAUGUUUUAAAAUUUGUUCUUGUAUUUAUUGGUUUUGCAGAAGAAGGCAUCGUCAUGCACAGUAUUUGUAAUUAAAAGCAAAUCAUUUGUUUAAAAAGGCAGUUUGCAAAAAAAUGUUUUUGGUCUUUUAUAAUUCUCAUUAAAAGAAUACCUGGCAAAUUAAAAAAA